Messenger RNA from Doryrhamphus excisus (bluestripe pipefish), 1750 nucleotides. Its product is annotated as ubiquitin thioesterase OTUB1-like. Lineage: Eukaryota; Metazoa; Chordata; Actinopteri; Syngnathiformes; Syngnathidae. Gene Ontology annotation, cellular component: nucleus. Gene Ontology annotation, molecular function: cysteine-type deubiquitinase activity; ubiquitin binding. The record is from RefSeq and is a predicted model, not a curated record. Gene Ontology annotation, biological process: negative regulation of double-strand break repair; protein K48-linked deubiquitination.
UCUGUGCAUAAGCAAUAAAGUUGUGAAAAAAACAGGAAACAGAUCUGGACGGCUAAGAUGGCGGAGGAGCAGCAGGAAUCAUCACAGGGGGAGAUCGAGGGAGUGAACUGCCUCGCUUAUGAUGAGGCCAUAAUUGCACAGCAGGACAGAAUACAACAAGAGAUUGCCAACAGUAACCCGUUAGUGUCUGAAAGAAAGGAGCUCUCCGUGCUGCAGAGGGAGUACUCUGAGGAUGACACCGUUUAUCAGCUCAAGAUUAAGGACUUGUACAAAAAAUAUUCAUACAUCCGCAAGACAAGACCAGACGGGAAUUGUUUCUACAGAGCUUUUGGCUUCGCACAUCUCGAGUCUCUUCUUGAUGACAGCAAAGAACUGCAGAGGUUCAAGGAAGUGGCAGCAAAAAGCAAACUGGACCUGGUUAACGAGGGUUUUACCGAGUUCACCAUCGAGGACUUCCACCACACUUUCAUGGACUUGAUCGAGUUGUGCGAAAAGCAGCCAAGCCUGAAGGAGCUACUGAGAUCCUUCAAUGACCAGAACGUGUCGGACUACGUGGUUGUGUAUUUGCGGCUGCUCACCUCGGGCUACCUGCAGCGGGAGCAUAGUUUCUUUCAGCACUUCAUCGAGGGAGGAUGCUCUGUCAAAGAAUUCUGUCAGCAGGAGGUGGAGCCAAUGUCUAAAGAAAGUGACCACAUUCACAUCAUCGCCUUAGCCCAGGCCCUGAACUUAUCCAUCCUUGUGGAGUACAUGGAUCGAGGAGAGGGAGGAACAGUCAAUCAUCACGUCUUCCCAGAAGGCGGAGACCCACGCAUCUUCCUGCUCUAUAGACCAGGCCAUUAUGACAUCUUGUACAAAUAGCGCAACUGCCUCUCCCCCCCCCCCCGUCAAUAUCCCCAGCAGCCUAACCCACUAGGGAUGAAACGGUAUACCAGAAAACGCCAACGGGCGGCCCCAGAACUUGUCGACUCCAUCCUAUUCAAUUUUUACCCUAUUUAAUGAACUCAAAACAUUAAAUAAAGUUUGUUCGAGUCUGUUACAUCAUUUUACACCCCCAUCUCUUCCCUGAAUAGUAGGCUCCAUCCUCCCAGACAUUUUUUUUGCUAGUUGUGAGCUCCACUUAAAAUGUAAUUACCAAAAUUGAUUUUAGUAAGUUGGAAAUGUAAUGCAGAAAUAUGACAUUUAAGGUGCAAGGUGGUCUAGUCCAGUAUAUACGCUACUUGGGAUCCCAGUAGUAGCAGGAAUAACAUCUGAGGUGGAUGUUGUGGUCCACAGCUUAGCACGAUUGGCAAAGUGUGACCCUAAAACUAAUUGGGUAGUCCUUCAGAAUACAUUCAUGGUGAUACUUUAGUGCCUACAGAGGAGGCUGGUCGGAAUAAAAUAUCAACAAUAACGCGGAAAAUACAGCUAACAGUGACAGUUCUGGUCGCAAUGGCCGUCCAUGUAUGAAAUGUGUACCGUUUCAUCUCUAGCAGCCACACGGAUGAAGCGUAAGAAUGGUGGUCUGAAACCAAAUCAAACAGAUUGAACACAGUCCAUGGUGUCCCCAAACAACCCUCAAGUCAUCACAAAAUAUCGAAUGAAAUCAUGACUGACAAAAAAUAGAUGAAGUGACCCCUGGCAUUUUAGAGUUGUACAGGUUUCUUUUGUGGUUGUAAAUGUUAUCUUCUUGCUUUGUUGGAUACUUUUCCUUUGUUACACUGCGUUUCAUUGAGUUUUAUUAAAGGGAUUUACAUGACAGUUACACAUGAAA